AUGUCUAUGGAUCUAGACGACGCCCCCGUGUCCAUCGGGGCCCAAGAACACCAGGUUGGCGCAACUAUUCUUUGCUGCAACUGCGGUGCCCCGAUCGACGGAACGACUUCUGCCGGUGCCCUCUGCUACGACUGCGUUAAGCUUACCAUCGACAUCUCCCAGGGCGUCCAGCGCGAGGCUGUCAUCAACUUUUGCCGAGACUGCGACCGAUGGCUGCUGCCCCCCUCCAGCUGGGUCGUGGCCCCUCCCGAGUCACGCGAACUCCUGGCCCUGUGCCUCAAGAAGCUGCGUGGCCUGAAUAAGGUCCGCAUCGUCGACGCCAGCUUUGUGUGGACGGAGCCUCACUCGCGAAGAAUAAAGGUCAAGCUCACCAUCCAGGAUGAGGUGAACGAAGGUGUCUUGCUGCAGCAGAGCUUCGAGGUCCUCUAUGUUGUCGCCACACAGCAGUGCCCUGAAUGCGCCAAGUCGUAUACCGCCAACGUCUGGCGUGCGUGCGUCCAGGUCCGCCAAAAGGUCCUCCACAAGCGCACAUUCCUCUUCCUCGAGCAGCUGAUCAUGAAGCACGGCGCUCACCGCGAUACGCUCAACAUUCGAGAAGCCAAGGAUGGCAUCGAUUUCUUCUUCUCGCAAAAGAACCAAGCCGAAAAGUUCAUCGACUUUCUCAACUCCGUAGUCCCCGUUACAGUCAAGACGUCGCAGGAGCUCAUUUCGCACGACACACACACCUCGAAAACAUCAUACAAGUUCACAUUUUCCGCCGAGCUGGUACCGAUAUGUAAAGACGACUUGGUCGCCAUGCCCAUCAGAUUAGCCAAGCAGAGUGGCAACAUUACUCCUCUGGUGCUCUGCCACAAGAUUGGUACUGCCAUCUACCUCAUGGACCCUCAGACCCUGCAGACUGCAGACAUUAGCUGCCCCAUUUACUGGCGAGCGCCAUUCUCGUCCCUGGCCGACUCCUCGCAGCUGGUGGAGUUUAUUGUCAUGGACGUUGAGCUGACGGGCAAGACCAACGGCAAGUGGCGUCUUGGUGAGGUGACUGUUGCUCGCGCUGUUGAUCUUGGCUCCAAUGACACAACAUAUUUCACAAGAACGCAUCUUGGCGGUCUGUUACAGGCCGGCGAUAGUGUCAUGGGAUAUCUGCUGAACGGGUCCAACUUCAACAACGGCGAUUGGGAGGCCAUGGAGGCAUCAAACGUGUACUCGUCCAUGCUGCCCGAUGUUGUGCUCGUCAAGAAGCACUACCCCAGCCGCAAGAAGAACAAGAAGCGCAGCUGGAAGCUCCGCCGCAUGAACAAGGACGAGGGUGAGCUGCUUCCCAAGAAGUCCGACCAGGAGCGCAUGGAUCGUGAAUACGAGCAGUUCUUGCGCGAUGUUGAGGAGGACGAGGACCUCCGUGCUGCUAUGGCUCUGUACAAGAGCGAGAAGCAGCGCGAAGAGGAAGAAAUGAGCAUGGCUGAGACUGACGACGGCGAAGAUGACUCGCCGCAGGUCGACAUGGGAGAACUGUUGGAUGACUUUGAUGAGCUCACUGUGAAGGACCCAUAG
Molecule: messenger RNA, 1545 nt
Organism: Akanthomyces muscarius
Lineage: Eukaryota; Fungi; Ascomycota; Sordariomycetes; Hypocreales; Cordycipitaceae
Exons: 2
Coding region: 1-1545 (514 amino acids)
Biological process (GO): ribosomal large subunit export from nucleus
Cellular component (GO): cytoplasm; nucleus
Molecular function (GO): ribosomal large subunit binding
Source: RefSeq, a predicted model, not a curated record